This is a messenger RNA of Chaetomium strumarium, 3393 nucleotides long. Its product is annotated as pleckstrin domain-containing protein. Gene Ontology annotation, biological process: establishment of cell polarity; intracellular signal transduction; septin ring organization. Gene Ontology annotation, molecular function: protein binding; guanyl-nucleotide exchange factor activity. The transcript has 5 exons. Gene Ontology annotation, cellular component: cytoplasm; division septum; nucleus. The coding region runs from base 96 to 3185 and encodes 1029 amino acids. Lineage: Eukaryota; Fungi; Ascomycota; Sordariomycetes; Sordariales; Chaetomiaceae. The record is from RefSeq and is a predicted model, not a curated record.
CUAGCCCCAGACUUCUCCAGGGGUUGCAAUCGAAUCCAAUCACCCCUCCCGCCUCGUGGGCACCCCACCGGCGUUGUGCGAAUGGCGAGCUAGUUAUGGCCUAUGCUUCUCUCCUUCGCAUGAACACGGUUCCUGCUGCGACACACAUGGAAGUCAUCGACAGAAUGAAUGGUAUCGGCGUGCCGGGCGCUCCCCGCGCGAGUCAACUGUCUGGCUCAGCAACCUUCCCGGCUACCAAUUCCAGCACCUCGCUGAACUCGCUCUCCACCGCCACGACAAUUGGCGCGCAGCCAAAUGGGCAGGUCGUGGCAACCACCAACAUCAUCAAUCAGAGAGCCGACGCAUCCCGGUCCCUCUACCAAAUAUGCGUGUCCUUGAAGCAGAGGCUGGCUAAGGUGCCCGGCUUCGAACAAUACAUGCAGCAGCUCGAAGAGAUGGCGGCGGAUCCGGAUGAGGGCGGCCCGGUCGAGUCUUUGUGGAAGCUCCUUCGCACAGGAUACCCGCUCCUCGCCAUCUACAAUGCCCUGCAGCCAGAGACGCCGUUGCAGGUGCAGGAAACGGGGGCGUCGGAGGCCAAGCGGUCAAAGAUCGCCAUCCUUAGGUUCGUUGAGGCCUGCAAGUCCAAGCUUAUGCUUCCGACAACGGAGGUCUUUAUUAUUACCGACCUGGCAGGAAAUGACACCACAGGGUUUGUGAAGGUGACUUCGGUGAUCAACCAUGUCCUCGAUCUCGCCGAGCAACGCGGCCUGCUGCUUCAGGUCCAGCCUUAUCCCGAAGACGACUCGAUGCAGCCCGGUUCGCAAAUGAGCUACCGAGACUACAUCGUGCGUGAGCUAGUAGAUACGGAGCGGAAAUAUGUCCAGGAUCUUGAGAACUUGCACGACCUGAAGAAAACGCUGGAACAAAACGGCAUCAUCCCCGGCGACGUCGUCCACAACAUCUUCCUGAACAUCAACGCAAUUCUGGAUUGCCAGCGCAAGUUCCUCAUCAGGGUGGAAACGACAAACUCGAUGCCGCAAGCGCGCCAGGAGUGGGGCAGCCCGUUCGUUGCGUACGAGGAAACAUUCAAUGUGUGUUACCAGCCGUUCAUUGCAAACCAGCGGAAGGCUGCACAGCUUGCCAGUCAAGUAUUCGACAAGAUCCAGGCCGCCGAUCACCCCGUUGCCUGCGAUUUCAACACUCUCGACGGGUUCCUUCUGAAGCCUAUGCAGCGACUCGUCAAAUACCCACUUCUUCUGAAGGACCUGCUCAAGAAGAGCGAGGACGAAGCGGCCAAGGCAGAUCUUGCAGCAGGGAUAGAGGCCGCGGAGCGGGUGCUACAGAAGGCAAACGAGGCUGUUGACCGCGACCUGUUGGACGAAGCGAUGGAAGAUCUGAUUACCCGAGUCGAGGAUUGGAAGAAACACCGCGUGGACCAAUUCGGAAAGCUUCUCUUGCACGGGGUCUAUACUGUCAUUACUGGCAAGGGCGACCAAGAGAAGGAUUAUGAGAUUUACCUGUUCCAGUGCAUCCUCCUGUGCUGCAAGGAGAUCGUACCGGGAAAGACCAAGGACAAGAAAGACAAGACUCGGUCAACAGGGGCCAAGGUACGCAACAAGAACGCCAAGCUGCAGCUCAAAGGGCGCAUUUUCAUGACCAACGUCACGGAUGUCGUGGCUAUGUCGAAGACCGGCUCGUAUACCGUACAAAUAUAUUGGAAGGGGGACCCUGGUGUGGAGAAUUUCAUGAUUAAGUUCCAGAACGAGGAGACCAUGAAGAAAUGGGCGGCAGGUCUCGAUCAGCAGCGGAAGGAGAACGCUCCUCAAGCCCAACAGAAAUCCGACAAAACGGCUCCGGAAUUUACGUGGUUGGCGGGUGCGGACAACUUGCAGAACCCCUAUGCCAACCCAGACGAAGAUGAAGACGACGAUGGCGACGAGCCCAACGGAAGCAUUGCCGGGACGACUCUCAGAGGAGACUCUGUCCCUCCUCAGUAUGGUGCACCAGUCAGCAUACCUGGCACAAUGCCACGCAAUGCUUCAAAUCCUGCCUUGUCGCGCCAACGGGCGGGAACAACCGAAAGUACGCGCGUGCCACCUCCGCGAUUCCCGAUGAUUCCGCCUGCAACACUUCCGAAUCUUCAGACUCAAGUGCCCGGUCAAGCGUCACCACUCCCGCGCGCGGCAGAGUCUUACUUCUCACCUGUUACGGAAUCCCCAGCGUCGUCGAAUCGGACGAGCACCACAAGCUUCGGGUAUCCGUUCCCGAAGACUACCACGCCCCAACCGUACAAUCCCGACGAUAGCAACCGGUAUACCGCCCCAGCCAUGCCUCGCGCACCUUCCCGUGACGGCUCAUCGCCAGCUAACGCUUGGGGUGCCAACGGGCGCAACCCUCGAGGGCCUUCGAUGCCCGUAAUGCCCCGCGAAUCGGCGCAAGCUGCUCAGCUGGCACAGCAACGCAGCCGAAGUUACAGCACACCGGAUAUCAACGGGCAGCCUUCUCGUAGUGCGCAGCCCAUCCCAGCAGUGCCCGGUAUUCCGCCUCACCUUCAGCAAAACCAUCCCCCUUACCCCACGCAUGUCCGGCAUGACUCCAACAUCCCGCGCAGCAAUACGGGUAGCCCGGCAAAUGACCUCCCACUGAGGACAAACACGAACUCUCCAGGGACGCAGCGUACAAGGCAGUACGGGGGCACCAUGGCACAGUUCCCUACUCAGCCAGUUUAUUCACGCCAGGGCACGCCUGCAAGUGUAAACAAUCUCCCUCCACCAGGCCCUCCGCCGCCCGGCCUCGCGCCGCUUGCCCCGGUCGAUCUGUCGAAAUCGAUCACUCCAGGAUUGGUGACGGCGCCCCUCACAUCAAGUCACUCAAUGAUACCGCCAACCCCUGAUAUCGCGAUGCCUAACCAGCUCAAGGUGAAGGUGAACUAUGAGGCAGGAAACUAUUUUACUCUUGUUGCUCAGUUCAACAUCACCUACCAAAGUCUGGUCGAUCGCAUUGACGUCAAACUCGCUCGGCUCACCAACAGUAGCAUCGCUAGAGGCGAUCUGAAGCUGCGGUACCGGGACGAAGACGGCGACUUCGUGACGAUCGAGAGUGAUGAUGAUAUCCAAAUUGCAAUUUCUGAAUGGCGGGAGGGCCAGGGCAACACACCGGGCGGCCUCGGCGAGAUCGAGUUGUUCUGUGUUGGCGAUCUGAACUAAUUUUCAAGACGGAAGACCAAAACGAAACGGGACAAAAUAGUGGAAGCGAUUCUUCAUCGUUUUAGACGGCACCUCGGGGACGACAUUUAAAUUCGGUUAUUCCAUCGGCAUAUUUCACUACAUACCUACCUUUUGCGGCUACUUCGCUACUUGCUUGCUUACCUGCAUUGGGUCUCCGCAUGGCGUCUGGAGGGAUCGUUGCAUCCAC